Messenger RNA from Spirometra erinaceieuropaei, 1071 nucleotides. Lineage: Eukaryota; Metazoa; Platyhelminthes; Cestoda; Diphyllobothriidea; Diphyllobothriidae. The record is from the annotation of a GenBank genome assembly.
UACGUGCUCCCCGCCUUGAUGUGUCUUCUGUCUCAUCCCUAUAUCAACCGUGCUUCAAGCCCAACUAGCGAUCUGAACUGUUUUUCAGUCCCAGGUCUGUAGUUUAUGCCAACUAUAAUGCUGGCGGUGACAAUCGGGAGAGGGCACCCAAGUAUUCGUUGUCUAGAAAUAAUACCUGCUAUACCUAUUUAAGUAGGUUAUGGCCCUACAUAUUUGUUGCUUCAUCCGACCUCAAUUUUAUCUGAUCUGCAGUGCACAUGUUGCCUCACUUAGAUUACCAUAGUCUCCAACAGUUGAGAUGCCACCGCUACAGACCGAGGCAUGGUUAAUCAACCUUGACCUAGGCUUACACAUCUGAAGAGUGGCAGCAGUAUUGGGGUUGCGGCUAAAUCUACUCUUGCAUACCUUAGGAGAGUUGAGAAACGAUCGCCGUAGCCCCACCCUACGUUAAACAACCUUAAUAUAAGCUUCCACUGCGGACAAGCGACCGCAGUAGUCCCUAUGCGGAUUAUUCUAUAGUAGCUUACCCACCGACAAUUACAAUACGGUCGCCGUUGACCGAGCACUUGGAGUAUCAAUUUUUACCAUUACUUACAGAGGUCAGGAGCUACCGCAGUCGCCAGUGUGCGGCUCAGUCAGUGGCUGCAUAGCUUGGGACAGUUGCGAUAAGAUCGCUUCUUUGGUCAGCGGUAUUUUUCGGGUGCCCUUUCCCGAUUGCUACCAUGCUGGCUUCUCACCUUGUUUUGUGCUCUCUGUAGGGAUUCCGUCGCCCACGACGAACACCUGCCACGCGCAAAAUUUCUCGACGUCAUGCGGAGCGCUGCCCAGCGCCUGCGCCUACUCUUUCCUGAUAACCAGAUCCCGAUCAUCCCAGUGCUGGGCAACCACGACGUGCAUCCCGCCAACGUUCUUGAAGUCGGCGAGUCGGCGGCCGCCCAAGAACGACUGGAGUGGUGUGGUCUCCUGGCGACAGACAGAGAGCUCUGGGCCGAUUGGAUCGCAUUCGGUCAGCCCGAUCCAGCGCCGAAUGCCACACGCAACAGUUCAGAAGUCUUCACUACGGGUGAGUAG